GCGUUCAUUGAGCGCAUGCGUGUUGCAUCCACUAUCCAGCUCAAAAUAAGAGUUAAAACAGAAACGAGUGCAGGAGGAGGAGAGCAGGGAGAGAUGACUGACACCCCGCCCAGCGAUGGCCCCUCCCAGGGGGCGGAGUUUGACAUGAUGGGCGCUCUGGACUGGCAGGACGGCAUCGCCACACUGCCCGGAAGCGACAUCAAGUUCCGUAUGACAGAGUUUGGAACUUUGGAGAUCGUGACAGAGCCAGAGGUCAAAGAGGCAGGGCUAGCCCCCCAGAACCCCGCCCAGUCGCAAAGGCCCACCCCUCCACCAGAGGCCCAAUCAGAGAGCAGCGCAGCCUCCUCUGCAGCCAAGGAAGUCCAGCCACCUGCACCUAAGGCUCAAGGCCCUGUGCUUCUGUCUCUAGAGGAGGGUCCCACUGUGGAGGAGCCCAGUGUGGAGGUGGGCCCCAGUGUCGAGGUAGGUCCCAGUGCGGAGGUGGGCUCCAGUGCAGAGGUGAUCCCCAGGGUUGCGAUGGCUAGCUGUAGGUCGUGUGGGGGUUCCGGACCACUGGAGAGUUUCCUCCAGGGCAAAUACUGCAGCUCCAUCUGUGUCCAGACCUCCAGUGGCAGGUCAUCUCCCGGGGAGCAGAGGGAGAGAGAGGGGGUGGAGGGGGGACUGGGGAAAAGAGUGAGGAAAAAGAGGAAGAUCUACAUGGACUCUGGUGAUGAAGAGGAAGACAACCAGGAGGAGGAAGAGGACAAGGUCAAGGUUGUCAAAGGGAGGAGAGCUGCUAAGCUGGCCAAGCUAGUGACAGCCCCACCCAAUAAGAAGCGACCCUGGAGCUGGCCCUCCUACCUGGAGGAGGAGAAGGCUAUAGCUGCCCCCCUUAAACUGUUCAAGGAGCACCAGUCGUUCCCUCAGAGCAGGAAUGCCUUCAAAGUGGGGAUGAAGUUAGAAGGACUGGACCCCUGUCACCCCUCUCUGUUCUGUGUGCUCAGUGUUGCUGAGGUCCAGGGUUAUAGGAUAAGACUUCAUUUCGACGGCUAUCCAGAAUGCUAUGACUUCUGGGUAAAUGCUGACACCUGGGAUGUGAAGCCCGCGGGCUGGUGUGAGAAGAUGGGCCACAAGCUGCUGCUGCCCAAAGGUUGUAAGGAUGGGGAGUUCAACUGGAACAUGUAUGUGAAGAACUGCAGAGGUCAGCUGGCCCCCAAACACCUCUUCAAGAGCCUCAACACGUCGGUGACUCCGUCAGGGUUCCGUGCGGGUAUGAAGCUGGAGGCGGUGGAUAAGAAGAACCCGUAUCUGAUCUGCGUAGCGUCCAUCGCGGCUGCUGUUGACAACAGACUCCUCAUACACUUUGACAACUGGGACGACACCUAUGACUACUGGUGUGAUGCCAGCAGUCCCUACAUCCACCCUGUAGGCUACUGUGAGGAGGCUGAGCUAACCCUCACCACCCCUGCUGAGUAUAAGCACCCAAAGAGUUUUUCCUGGGAUAAAUACAUGGAGGAGACUGGGACACAGGCAGUCCCUGCACGUGCCUUCAAACUGCGUCCCUGCCAUGGGUUCCAGGCUGGAAUGAAGCUGGAAGCCGUCGAUAAGAGGAACCCCAUGCUCAUCCGUGUAACAACCAUCGCCGAGGUGGAGGACCACCGAUUGAGGAUCCAUUUUGAUGGCUGGAGUGAGGAGUAUGACUACUGGGUGGACGCUGACUGCCCAGACCUGCACCCUGUGGGCUGGUGUCAGAAGACUAGUCAUCCCCUACAACACCCCCCCAAUGGCUCUACUGAUAUGCUGGUCCUCCCAGGGCAGGGCUGUCCUACCCCAGGAUGCAAUGGGGUUGGCCACAUCCGAGGACCCCGUUACGGAACCCACUACACAGGGGUGAGCUGUCCGUACUCUGAGAUGAACCUGAACAGGGAGGGCCAGGUACCAGACCGUCUGAGUGGAGAACGACCUAUGACCCUGAGUGGGCCUCAUCACCGUGGGCGACGGCCAGACCCUCCUUCACACACCCAGACAAACACCCCCACCACGCCAGAGCAGCCCGAGCCUGCAGACCACUCCCCUCAUACCAGUGUUACUAGGGGGGCAACGGUUGUCGAGGGCGAACGAUCCGGGUGCAGCAGUCAGAGUGAGCCACCAGGGGGCUCAACCGAGCCCAGCCACGACGGAGCCAAGGCCAAGAGCAGGUCUGCUCCAGUCCCAAAGUAUCUGAAGCUGCACUUCGUCAAGCAGGAGAGUGGAGAUGGGAAAGACCCCCUGUCUCUCCAGCAGGCACUCCAUGAGUCAGUGUUCUCCCCAGGUGGCUCCUCCUCUCCCCCUCACAGGGUGGCUCUGUGCUGGGACAAACACUGCCAGCUGCUCCCUGAGGUCCUGGGCCUCACUGCUAAGAGAGUUUCAACCUGGACCGCUGACGAGGUGGCCAGUUUUGUCAAAGGGCUCCCGGGCUGCAAAGAGCACGCUGCCACCUUCAGGACAGAGCAAAUAGACGGAGAGGCCUUCCUGCUUCUCACCCAAGCAGACAUAGUCAAGAUCCUGUCAAUCAAACUAGGCCCCGCCCUCAAGAUAUACAACGCCAUACUCAUGCUGAAGAAUGCUGAUGAGGAGUGAGACGCACCCUCACGCUUCACUUCCUCCCAUACCCGACCGCUGUAUCUCAAUAGUCUAGAGAAGUUUCAUCUCCUUUCCUUGCCUCCUCACCUUAUCCCCUUUGAUCUUCAUCUGCACUGAUCAGAGCCGUAGGAUAGGUCAGAGCAACGUGAUGGAUGCCCACCAGGAAUCUGCUUUCACCUAUCCAGUUCUUGCACGUCAGUGUAGAGGAAUAGAGAGGAUACAGAGAGGAUGUACCUGUGGUGUCUGUGGGAAGAUCUUAUUUGCAUACUCCUCG
This is a messenger RNA of Coregonus clupeaformis (lake whitefish), 2875 nucleotides long. RefSeq names its product lethal(3)malignant brain tumor-like protein 4. NCBI's taxonomy places the organism in Eukaryota, Metazoa, Chordata, Actinopteri, Salmoniformes, Salmonidae. Gene Ontology annotation, cellular component: nucleus. The transcript has 21 exons. The coding region runs from base 16 to 2598 and encodes 860 amino acids. Gene Ontology annotation, biological process: regulation of DNA-templated transcription. Gene Ontology annotation, molecular function: zinc ion binding; protein binding. The record is from RefSeq and is a predicted model, not a curated record.